AUGACGGACGCACGUAACAUAGAUGAUGCUGAAAUAGCCCGUCAAGAAGCACUUAAUGAUAAGAUGAUGGAAGCGGCAGAAAAAGUAAUGAAUGCCAACCUUCCCAAGCUAGCUCAAGAAGUUGAGAGCCGAGUUUUAGGGAUUGUUGAUGAGAUGAUGGCUAGCAAGAUUGAGGAGUUAAAGGAAAUGAUUGAAGGAUCCACAACUAGAAGUAAGGAACGAAGGUGUACAUAUAAGGAUUUUAUGGCGUGUAAUCCCUUUUCAUAUAAAGGGGAGGUGGAUCCAAUAAAGUGUCAAAGAUGGAUAGCCAAUGUUGAAGCUGUAUUUGUGCGUAGUCGAUGUGAGAAGGAAGAUCAAGUAAUGUUUGCUACGGGUCAACUUCAGCAACAAGCCAAGGAUCGGUGGGAUACUAAAUGUAAAGAGAUAGGGGAAGAAGGACUCCAAACUUUAACAUGGCAAGAGUUCAAAGAAUUGUUCCUGAAACAUCAUUGCCCGCAAUCGGCAAUUGAUAGAAUACAAGAUGAGUUCUUGCAUCUUCGUCAACAGAAUGAGUCUAUUGAUGAAAUUACCAAUAUAUUCUACGAUAAGUUGAAGUUCUGUGAUGAUUUCGUCAAAUCUGAAAGGAUGAAGAUCAAUCGGUACUAUGGAAUGUUGAAGGCUGAGUAUAGGGAGUUCAUUACUCCUUCAAAGUGUGAAACUUUGGGUGAACUCAUCAAUCUAGCCCGGGAUAGAGAGAUAGAACUGAAGCGACAAGUGGAAAGAGGAGAGAAACGGCCUGCUGAAAAGCCAUCAACUACGAGCCCCUCCAAGAAGCCUAAGCAACACGACACUAGAAGUAAAGGAGGAUCAAAAAGUAGUAUUCCCCCAUGCAAAACUUGUGGAAAGCUUCACACCGGAGAAUGUUUAAUGGGAAAGAAAGGGUGCUACAACUGUGGUCAGGAGGGACAUCCUUACUUUAAGUGCCCUAGUCCCGUGAGGACGUGUUUCAAUUGUUUCACUCCCGGUCAUGUAAAAGCUGACUGUCCAAAGCUUAAACAACAAGGGCAGAAGGAUGAAAAGAAGAAUGAAAAUCAGAAGGCUCGGGGAAGAAUGUUUCAGAUUACUACCGAGGAAGCCAAGGCCUCACCGAAUGUCGUGUCAGGAUCGAAAGAAGAAGGAGCUAGUUCCGGAUCACAAACAAAGGCACAAGAUCGAGGUAAAGCACAAGUUUAAUCGUCGUUGCGUCACUCGGAUAUGAACACACCUUGAUCACCCGUGAUGCGCUUCCGCCUCUUUUGUAGUAAUUUCAAAUGUUAAUAGUUUUGUAAUGUCUAGUUGUGUUGAAGUCUUUAAUCUUUAACUAGUCGUUUGCAAGUAUUUAGUACUUAGAACUCAAUGUUUGAAAUGGUGGUUGAAAAUGUUAUGUUCUUUUGGUGUUUUAGGGAAAGUGUCGUAGUUUGAGUAUUUUGAUAAAGUAUAAACAGGGAAUUUGUCCAAGUUACGAAUGGGUCAUGCCCAAAUUUUAAAUUUUUAGGUGAUUAAACUAUGUGUCGUUCUUGUGACUUUCAA
This is a messenger RNA of Helianthus annuus (common sunflower), 1548 nucleotides long. RefSeq lists its product as uncharacterized. The transcript has 3 exons. The record is from RefSeq and is a predicted model, not a curated record. NCBI's taxonomy places the organism in Eukaryota, Viridiplantae, Streptophyta, Magnoliopsida, Asterales, Asteraceae. Gene Ontology annotation, molecular function: nucleic acid binding; zinc ion binding. The coding region runs from base 1 to 1212 and encodes 403 amino acids.